Molecule: messenger RNA, 3773 nt
Organism: Microcebus murinus (gray mouse lemur)
Lineage: Eukaryota; Metazoa; Chordata; Mammalia; Primates; Cheirogaleidae
Gene: APLP2
Product: amyloid beta precursor like protein 2
Biological process (GO): axonogenesis; central nervous system development
Cellular component (GO): membrane
Molecular function (GO): heparin binding; transition metal ion binding; serine-type endopeptidase inhibitor activity
Source: RefSeq, a predicted model, not a curated record
GAGGGCGUGGUUUUGUGAAGUCAGUUCCGGUUGGUGUAAAACCCCCGGGGCGGCGGCGAACGGGCUUCAGAUGCUUCUGGGUCGCGGUGGGAAAAGCGAUAAUUCUGUGUGUGAGCUCGAGAACCGUGCGCUAGAGCGACCCGGGAAGGGAUGGCGGCCACCGGGACCGCGGCCGCCGCGGCCACGGGCCGGCUCCUCGUUCUGCUGCUGGUCGGGCUCACGGCGCCCGUCGCGGCGCUGGCCGGCUAUGUCGAGGCUCUUGCAGCCAAUGCUGGAACAGGAUUUGCUGUUGCUGAGCCUCAAAUUGCAAUGUUUUGUGGGAAGUUAAAUAUGCAUGUGAACAUCCAGACUGGGAAAUGGGAACCUGACCCAACAGGCACCAAGAGCUGCUUUGGAACAAAAGAAGAAGUUCUUCAGUACUGUCAGGAGAUGUAUCCAGAGCUACAGAUCACAAAUGUGAUGGAAGCAAAUCAACCAGUCAGUAUUGACAACUGGUGCCGGAGGGACAAAAAGCAGUGCAAGAGUCACAUUGUUAUACCUUUCAAGUGUCUUGUGGGUGAAUUUGUAAGUGAUGUUCUGCUAGUUCCAGAAAAGUGCCAGUUUUUCCACAAAGAGCGGAUGGAGGUGUGUGAGAAUCACCAGCACUGGCACACUGUAGUGAAAGAGGCAUGUCUGACUCAGGGAAUGACCUUAUAUAGCUACGGCAUGCUGCUGCCUUGUGGGGUAGACCAGUUCCAUGGCACUGAAUAUGUGUGCUGCCCUCAGACAAAGAUUAUUGAAUCUACUGUGUCAAAAGAAGAGGAAGAGGAGGAAGAGGAAGAGGAGGAAGAUGAAGAGGAAGACUAUGAUAUAUAUAAAAGUGAAUUUCCUACUGAAGCAGAUCUGGAAGACUUCACAGAAGCAGCUGUGGACGAGGAUGACGAGGAUGAGGAAGAAGGGGAGGAAGUGGUAGAAGACCGUGAUUACUACUACGACACCUUUAAAGGAGAUGAUUACAAUGAAGAGAACCCAACUGAACCCAGCAGCAAUAGUGCUAUUUCAGACAAGGAAAUUACUCACGAUGUUAAAGCUGUCUGCUCCCAGGAGGCGAUGACGGGGCCCUGCCGGGCCGUGAUGCCUCGUUGGUACUUCGACCUCUCCAAGGGAAAGUGCGUGCGCUUUAUAUAUGGCGGCUGCGGCGGCAACAGGAACAAUUUUGAGUCUGAGGAUUAUUGUAUGGCUGUGUGUAAAACGAUGAUUCCCCCAACUCCUCUGCCAACCAAUGAUGUUGAUGUGUAUUUCGAGACCUCUGCAGAUGAUAAUGAGCAUGCUCGCUUCCAGAAGGCUAAGGAGCAGCUGGAAAUUCGUCACCGCAACCGAAUGGCCAGGGUAAAGAAGGAAUGGGAAGAGGCAGAGCUUCAAGCUAAGAAUCUCCCAAAAGCAGAGAGGCAGACUCUUAUUCAGCACUUCCAAGCUAUGGUUAAAGCUUUAGAGAAGGAAGCAGCCAGUGAGAAGCAGCAGCUGGUGGAAACCCACCUGGCCCGAGUAGAAGCCAUGCUGAAUGACCGCCGUCGCAUGGCUCUCGAGAAUUACCUGGCUGCCUUGCAGUCGGAUCCCCCACGGCCUCAUCGCAUUCUCCAGGCCUUGCGGCGUUAUGUCCGUGCUGAGAACAAAGAUCGCCUGCAUACCAUCCGUCAUUACCAGCAUGUGUUGGCUGUUGACCCAGAAAAGGCAGCCCAGAUGAAAUCCCAGGUGAUGACACAUCUCCACGUGAUUGAAGAAAGAAGGAACCAAAGCCUCUCUCUGCUCUACAAAGUACCUUAUGUGGCCCAAGAAAUUCAAGAGGAAAUUGAUGAGCUCCUCCAGGAGCAGCGCGCAGACAUGGACCAGUUCACCGCCUCCAUCUCGGAGACCCCCGUGGACGUCCGCGUGAGCUCGGAGGAGAGUGAGGAGAUCCCGCUGUUCCACCCCUUCCCAUCCUUACCUGAAAACGAAGACACUCAGCCGGAGUUGUACCACCCAAUGAAAAAAGGAUCUGGAGUGGGAGAGCAGGACCGAGCACUGAUCGGUGCUGAAGAGAAAGUGAUUAACAGUAAGAAUAAAGUGGAUGAAAACAUGGUCAUCGAUGAGACUCUGGACGUUAAGGAAAUGAUUUUCAAUGCCGAGAGAGUCGGAGGGCUGGAGGAAGAGCCGGAAUCCGUAGGACCUCUGCGGGAGGACUUCAGUCUGAGCAGCAGUGCCCUCAUUGGUCUGCUGGUCAUUGCAGUGGCCAUUGCCACGGUCAUAGUCAUCAGCCUGGUGCUGCUGAGGAAGAGGCAGUAUGGCACCAUCAGCCACGGGAUCGUGGAGGUUGACCCAAUGCUCACCCCAGAAGAGCGUCACCUGAAUAAGAUGCAGAAUCAUGGUUAUGAAAACCCAACCUACAAGUACCUAGAGCAGAUGCAGAUAUAAGUGACAGGAAGCAUGUGGCACCCCUGCUUGGAGUGGGGUGGUGCAGGUCGGCCAGAAGAGGUCCAGCGCUUUGGAUUGACUAUUGACCAGCAGUUGCUGCCAGAGGGCUUCAUCUUGCACCCUGACCUCCUGGAUUGUUAAGACUAUGAAGUACUACUGUAGAAUUGCAAUUUCCAUUCUUUUAAAUGGGUGAAAAAUGUUAAUAUAACAAUAUAUGAAAUAUAAACCUUAAAUGAGAAAAAUGAUCUAUUGCAGAUAUUUGACUGAUGUAGUUUUCUUUUUUAAAUUAAUCAGAAACCCCACUUCUAUUGUAUUGUCUCACACAUGCUCUCUGUAUAAAUGGAAAAUGUUGAUUUUCAGUGAUAGGCUGUAUAUGCAGGCUGUUUGUUCCAGUUACAUUGUAUAAGUCAGCUCUUUAGGCUCAUUCACUGCCCUGGCUUUUAUUGAAAAAAAGAAGGCAGUAUCCCUUUUUAAAUGAGCUUUCAGGAAGUUGCUGAGCAGCUAGGUGGACGAAGGAACUGUAGCUGACCACUGAAACACAUGCUGGUAAGCCCUCAAACCCAUUUUAAAGGACCAGUUCCUUGCAAGUCCAGUGUUUCCACUGCGGGGUACCUUGGUGUCUCCAUACAAUUGCUGUCACCAAGGAGAUUAAAGGCAUUUUCAUUCCAGCGUCUUUAGCGAGCCCGAUGUACACAGGUGAGGGUGUCCACUGCUGCUUUGCUUCUGAAUCCAGUUCUUCCACAGAAAUUAGCCUGUAGUUUGUAUAUGACGUUCUUCCACUUUCCGUCGUCUACUUACUGUAGCUUUUUACUGUUCACUUCCAAGCGUGUCCAAAUGUGUGGUCUCGUCCUCCACAGGCACUGACCCUCAGCCUCCCCUUGUGCCCUCACUCCUGCCUCCUCCUGCCACCAGCCUCUUCAGCAUCCACUCGGAGAAGACCACAGUAAGGAGGCAGCUGAUGGCCCAGGAGGGAACAGAGGUUUGUUUUUAUGUGAAAGGAGAAUGUUCCAGGUUGUACAUGAAAUUGAUCUGUAGACACUGUGGAAAGCUUUGAAGAUUUUUGUUUCUUUCACGAGUCUUUGUAAUGCUUGUACAGUCGGUGUUGAUGCUCACAGCCUUUUUAUUCCUUUUCUUUUUUAAUCUGAAGGUUCUGGUAACCUGUGGUGUUUUGUUUUGUUUUGUUUUUUCUAUUUUCCAGUAACCAUGGUUUUUUUCUUCUUCCCUUUGACCCUAUUCAUGUCUCUUCCCACUAUGCACAGAUUAAACUUCACCUACAAACUCCUUACUGUGAUCUGUGGAGAAUGUACAGAGUUUAAACACAUCAAUAAAUACUUUAACUUCCA